CCCAAAUUUUCAACAAAUAGUUCAAUUUUUCCUGAUUCAAUCAUCCCAAAUCCCAAGAAAAUCAAUUCUUGCAACAAUUUGGGACGCACCCAAGUUCUUGAAUUUGAGUUUUUGCUGAGCAAAACAGAACAAAAAAAAAACAGAGCACAAACAUGGAUAUACUUUUAACAACUUUAUUAUUUUCAUCAAUCUUGAUUUCAACUCAAUUUUCUACUAGUUAUGGUCAGAAUCAAAAUUGCUCUGCUUUUGCAUUCAGAAAUAACCAAAUAUUUGCAACUUGUAAUCCUCUGCCUCUACUAAACUCUGUUCUUCACUGGAGCUACCAUCCAGAUAACCAUACAGUUGAUCUUGCUUACAGACAUGGAGGUGUACCAAAUACAGAUUGGGUAGCUUGGGGUUUAAAUAUUGAUGGAACAAUGAUGGUUGGUUCACAAUGUUUAGUUGCAUUUAGAAAUUCUAGUGGAGAAAUUCAUGCUUACACUUCCCCUGUUUCUAGUUAUGCUACUCAGUUAACAGAGGGGCCUUUGAGUUUCAAUGUUCCGAGAAUUGAAGCUGAGUAUUCCAACAAUGAGUUCAUUAUUUAUGCGACUUUACAACUUCCUGCUGGAAGGACUAGUUUUAAUCAAGCUUGGCAAAAUGGUGCUGUUUCUGGUCAGGCUUUGACUGCUCAUACUCAAUCUGGUGAUAACAUGAGAUCUUUUGGAAGUGUUGAUUUUGCUAAUGGAGAGUUAGGUGGUGGUGGUAGUUCAGUUACUUCUAGACAACGUAGAAGAAAUGUUCAUGGAGUAUUGAAUGCAGUGAGUUGGGGAGUGUUAAUGCCAAUGGGUGCAGUAUUUGCAAGGUACUUGAAGGUUUUCAAAGCAGCAAAUCCAGCUUGGUUUUAUAUACAUGUUGCUUGUCAAACUUCUGCAUAUAUUGUUGGUGUUGCUGGAUGGGGAACUGGUCUCAAACUUGGCAGUGAUUCUACCGGUAUCGAAUUCACUACUCAUAGGAACAUUGGCAUCACUCUCUUUUGCCUCGGAACUCUUCAGGUAUUUGCUUUGCUUCUGAGGCCAAAGCCAGACCACAAGUACAGAUUAUACUGGAACAUCUACCACCAUGCUGUUGGAUACGCGGUAAUAAGUCUGAGCAUCGCGAAUGUUUUCAAAGGAUUUGAUGCAUUGAAUGGACAGAAGAAUUGGAAGAGGGCUUACACUGGUGUGAUCAUAGCCAUAGGUGCCAUUGCUGUUUUAUUAGAAGCUUUUACUUGGUUCAUUGUCAUUAAAAGGAAAAAAACAGACUCUAACAAGCACACACAAAAUGGAACAAAUGGUACUGUCAAUCCUUAUGGAAAUGGGACUCAUCAACAGGCAUAACUUAAAAAUAUCACUUUGAACAUUUUUGUAUGUUUAUAUGUUUUUUGUUGUUUGGUCAGAUUUUGUCUUUCUUUUUUUUUUAAAUUUUUGCAGAUUGAUAUAUAUUCUUGUAUACAUCAUAUAUGUUGAAAGACCACCUAUUUGUGGUUUUAUUUAUUAUUA
Solanum pennellii is the source of this 1517-nucleotide messenger RNA. RefSeq names its product cytochrome b561 and DOMON domain-containing protein At5g47530-like. The coding region runs from base 153 to 1355 and encodes 400 amino acids. The record is from RefSeq and is a predicted model, not a curated record. NCBI's taxonomy places the organism in Eukaryota, Viridiplantae, Streptophyta, Magnoliopsida, Solanales, Solanaceae. The transcript has 3 exons.